Loxodonta africana (African savanna elephant) is the source of this 3614-nucleotide messenger RNA. RefSeq names its product junction plakoglobin (gene JUP). The coding region runs from base 94 to 2319 and encodes 741 amino acids. Gene Ontology annotation, biological process: canonical Wnt signaling pathway; positive regulation of transcription by RNA polymerase II; cell-cell adhesion. The record is from RefSeq and is a predicted model, not a curated record. Gene Ontology annotation, cellular component: adherens junction; cytoplasm; catenin complex. The transcript has 15 exons. Gene Ontology annotation, molecular function: cadherin binding; alpha-catenin binding; protein phosphatase binding. NCBI's taxonomy places the organism in Eukaryota, Metazoa, Chordata, Mammalia, Proboscidea, Elephantidae.
CCGAGCGCGCCGACCUCAGUUCGCUGCCCGCGCCGGCCCCGACCCCGGCCCGACCCAGACCCGGCCCGGCUAGGCUCACACGCAGCAGCCACGAUGGAGGUGAUCAACCUGAUUGAACAGCCCAUCAAGGUGACUGAGUGGCAGCAGACAUACACCUACGACUCAGGCAUCCACUCAGGUGCCAACACCUGUGUGCCCUCUGUCAGCAGCAAGGGCAUCAUGGAGGAGGACGAUUCCUGCGCACGUCAGUAUACGCUCAAGAAGACUACCGCCUACACCCAGGGUGUGCCCCAGAACCAAGGUGACCUGGAGUACCAGAUAUCCACGACGGCCAGAGCCAAGAGGGUGCGGGAGGCCAUGUGUCCUGGCGUGACAGGGGAGGACAGCUCGCUAUUGCUGGCCACCCAGGUGGAAGGGCAGGCCACCAACCUGCAGCGGCUGGCGGAGCCGUCCCAGAUGCUCAAGUCAGCCAUUGUACAUCUCAUCAACUACCAGGAUGAUGCUGAGCUGGCCACCCGCGCCCUGCCCGAGCUCACCAAACUGCUCAACGAUGAGGACCCGGUGGUGGUGACCAAGGCUGCCAUGAUUGUGAACCAGCUGUCUAAGAAGGAGGCAUCGCGGCGGGCUCUGAUGGGCUCGCCCCAGCUGGUGGCGGCUGUGGUGCGCACCAUGCAGAACACCAGCGACCUGGACACGGCCCGCUGCACCACCAGCAUCCUGCACAACCUCUCCCACCACCGUGAGGGGCUGCUUGCCAUCUUCAAAUCGGGCGGCAUCCCUGCCCUGGUCCGCAUGCUCAGCUCCCCCGUGGAAUCGGUCCUAUUCUACGCCAUCACCACCCUGCACAAUCUGCUGCUCUACCAGGAGGGCGCCAAGAUGGCGGUGCGCCUGGCGGAUGGGCUGCAGAAGAUGGUACCCCUGCUCAACAAGAACAACCCCAAGUUCCUGGCCAUAACCACCGACUGCCUGCAGCUGCUGGCCUAUGGCAACCAGGAGAGCAAGCUGAUCAUCCUGGCCAAUGGAGGACCCCAGGCCCUUGUACAGAUUAUGCGCAACUAUAGUUACGAGAAGCUGCUCUGGACCACCAGCCGUGUGCUCAAGGUGCUGUCUGUGUGUCCCAGCAAUAAGCCCGCCAUUGUGGAGGCUGGUGGGAUGCAGGCUCUGGGCAAGCACCUGACGAGCAAUAGCCCCCGCCUUGUGCAGAACUGCCUCUGGACCCUGCGCAACCUCUCGGACGUGGCCACCAAGCAGGAGGGCCUGGAGAAUGUGCUGAAGAUUCUGGUGAACCAGCUGAGUGUGGAUGAUGUCAACGUCCUCACCUGUGCCACGGGCACGCUCUCCAACCUGACAUGCAACAACAGCAAGAACAAGACACUGGUGACGCAGAACAGUGGUGUGGAGGCUCUUAUCCAUGCCAUCCUGCGUGCCGGUGACAAGGAUGACAUCACAGAGCCGGCCGUCUGCGCCCUGCGCCACCUCACCAGCCGCCACCCUGAGGCUGAGAUGGCCCAGAAUUCUGUGCGCCUCAACUAUGGCAUCCCAGCCAUCGUCAAGCUGCUCAACCAGCCCAACCAAUGGCCACUGGUCAAGGCAACCAUCGGCCUGGUCAGGAAUCUGGCCCUGUGCCCUGCUAACCAUGCCCCACUGCAAGAGGCAGCGGUCAUUCCCCGCCUCGUCCAGCUGCUGGUCAAGGCCCACCAGGAUGCCCAGCGCCAUGUGGCUGCGGGCACACAGCAGCCCUACACGGAUGGCGUGAGGAUGGAGGAGAUUGUGGAGGGCUGCACUGGAGCACUGCAUAUCCUUGCUCGUGAUCCCAUGAACCGCAUGGAGAUCUUCCGGCUCAAUACCAUCCCUCUGUUUGUGCAGCUCCUGUACUCGUCGGUGGAGAACAUCCAGCGUGUGGCUGCAGGGGUACUGUGCGAGCUGGCCCAGGACAAGGAGGCGGCCGAUGCCAUUGAUGCUGAGGGGGCCUCGGCCCCACUCAUGGAGCUGCUGCACUCCCGAAACGAGGGCACCGCUACCUAUGCUGCUGCUGUCCUGUUCCGCAUCUCCGAGGACAAGAACCCAGAUUACCGCAAGCGUGUGUCAGUGGAGCUCACCAACUCCCUCUUCAAGCAUGACCCAGCUGCCUGGGAGGCUGCCCAAAGCAUGAUCCCCAUCAAUGAACCCUAUGCAGACGACAUGGAUGCCACCUACCGUCCCAUGUACUCCAGUGAUGUGCCCCUGGACCCCCUGGACAUGGACGGGGACUACGCCAUUGACACCUACAGUGAUGGCCUCAGGCCCACCUACCCCACUGCGGACCACAUGCUGGCCUAGCUUCCUCGACCCCCAGUGCGGUUCCUCAUCUGAGAGCCUCAGGUGCAGGUGAUGGGGCCAGACAGGACACUGCCUGAGCAGGGAGGGAGCCACGGUGACUUCUUGCUGACCCCACGCCUACAGAGGUUCUCCUCUGCAGGGUCUUUCUUGGGAUGGUGCUCUGCUCCUGCUUUUCUGUCCUGGGCUGUGGACCCAGGGCCCAGCAGCCCUCCCCUACCCCGUGGCCCUGGCCACUGAAGCUUUAAGUCAAGUCUCCCACUAUUUCCCGCCCAGCAAACCCUGGGCCUGCCUGGCUCAGCACCUGGAUCCCAAGGUUUUGGGUUCCUUUUCUAGUCUGAUCUUUUCACCAAACUCCACUUGACCAGCUGCCCUGAGCCCCCUAGAUCUCCAAGCCCUGGGUUCAAGGCCCAAACCCCUGAAAUCCAAAGAUUCUCUUGAAAAGUUCAGGGAUCAUCCAGGGGAGAUGGGGUGGAGACGGGAGAGUGAGUCCCCCACUCCCAGAGACUCCCUGCUUCUCUCUCUAGGACUCUAAAUUGGCUUUGGCCCCUCCUGGGGAGCUCUGGGGACAGCUCCCUCAUGGCCGCCCCACCCACAUGACUGCCCUAGCUAACCCCAGAAGUGCUCUUGGCUGACCCCUCUGGUGUGCGAUGCGGUGAGGGGCUUUUUCUUCCCCUUUCUGUUUCAAACUCCCCCACCACCUCUUGCACAUGGAGGGGGGAGCUGGGAGAGGUCCCACCGAAGAGUUUUAUUAUUAUGGCUUUAUGUUUUUGGUUAUUGGUGUUUUGUAUAGACCAAAGCAAAGAAAAUAAAAAUAACACACAGAUCCAGUGGAGACUCUUUAAGGGAGUGAGGUGAGACAAGGAGGUCCCCGUAGCUCCCCAUGGCUGGGUUCUGUGUGUCCUCAUGGUUGCCGUGUGUGUGUGUGUGUGUGUGUGUGUGUGUGUGUGUGUGAGAGAGAGAGAGAGAGAGAGAGAGGCAAGGAGAGUGGGGGAGUUGGGCAGAAACAGGUGUUUGAGGAACAGGAGUCAAUUUAAUUGAAUGCACAUUCGUAGGGCUCCUGGCUUAAAACCUUAGGAGGCAUGAAGAGACGACUGAGUCCCCUCUUCAGGGACCCCAGGCCUUAUUCUUCUAACAGGCUACCUCCUUGCUGGCCUCUCACCCUCCAUCCCCACCCCACCACACAAGGCAAUCGGAAUACACAUUUGACGUCUCUCUCUUGGGAGUCACACCCCCCAUGGCCUGAGACUUGGAGACCAGACCCACCCUGGCCACCUACCUCCCACCCUGCUCUCAAG